CAUGAAGCCAAGAGUGAAGAGUAAUAUUGGCAGAUAGUGACUCAUCAUGUGAUGAUGCCAUAUCCCUACAAGAUGGAUGAUUCUGAAAAUGAGUUCGAGCUGUCGAGGUCACAGUGGCGGAUUUGCCGGUGAGGCAAGGGAGGCGACGCCUCACCUUGCAUAAAUAUUUAAAAAAAUACGAUUAUAUAGUAGCAUUCCUUUAAAAAAUGAAAAUCAAUUAAUAUUUAAAACCUUUUAAAAUUAAUUUCGGUAAAAUAGUAGUAUAUAAAUCCGGUAAAACCUAUUGGUCAGCGGUACCUUCCCGUCGCCUCAACAUUUAACUUUAUGAACGUGCUCUUUGAGCUAUACCCGCCCGAGCAAUCAUAAAAUAUCGCCACCGAAUGGUCCGAUUGAGGCGAUCUUCGCUGUCGCCGUAUGAAAAACCGAAAGAUACCCGGUACGGAACGAUUUCAAAGUUGGAAAAGCCCGCUGGCAGUCAAGUGGCGGGCGGAGAACAGCACGUUAUUAGCAGCCUAGAAAAUAGAAAAAUAAGGAAAAAAUAAAUGAAUUAUUUGUUUUUGUACUGUUUGUAGUGUUAAGUGUUUGUGAUUUAGACUUUACAAAACAUUUGUAAUUAAUUAUCAAAAAUUAUGGCUGUGUUUGGCCCGGAAUAUGACCCAUUACUUUGUUUGCUGGAAAUUCCGUUUUCCAGAAGAACGGAAAAUGAAAAAGAGAGAUUCUUACUAUUGGUAGACCUCAGCCAUCUUUAUGCAAUUUAAAAGAAGAUAAAAGAUCAGGCUCAAAGUAUUUUCGUUCCUUUCAAUCAUCUUGGUACAAUACCCAUCUUUGGUUGUGUGGGAGUUUAUAUGCUCAAAAAUUAUUUUGUUGGCCAUGUGUUCUUCUUUCACAUGUAAAGUCUGUCUGGGUCAAAGAAGGAUACUAUGACCUUAAAAAUUUGCAACGGUCAGCAAAAAAGCAUGCGGAAUCAGGCAAUCAUUUAACAUCAUUUAUGAAUUUAAAAAGACUAGAAAAAAACAUAUCAACAAUAAAAGAUUUACUACAGGAAAAUGUCUCACAUUGUAAAAACAUAUACAAUGAGAAAGUUAGAAAAAAAGAAUGUUACUUAGUAACCUAAUUGAUACCACUAUACUCCUAGCAAAACAAGAACUGUCAUUUUGUGGUCAUCGAGAGGCUGAAGGUUCGGAAAAUAGGGGAAACUUUAUUGAAGUUUUUAAUUCCAAAAUAAAAUAUAAUGAAGAACUACGAAAUCAUAUUAAAAAGCUUGGAAAAUCAUUUUGUUCUAAAACCAUUCAAAAUGAUUUAAUUUUUUGCAUCAGUGAAGUAAUUAAAGAAGAGAUUAAUCAGCAACUUAAAGACACGGAGUUUUUUGCCGUAAUUGUAGAUGAUACCACCGACAUUACUGAAAAAUCUCAGUGUGCAGUGUCACUAAGAUAUGUAGAGAAAAAAUCUCUGAAUAUUUAUGAACGAUUUUUGGGUUUUUAUGAUGUGAGUGAUGACCGAACUUCAGAAGCCUUAUACACAUUAGUUGCCAGCGUUUUAUCUCCAUUUAAUUACAGAGAAAAGCUCGUGGCACAGUGCUAUGAUGGAGCAAGUGUCAUGGCUGGUCACAUUAACGGUUUGCAAAUGAAAAUUAAAAAUGAUGCUCCUGAAGCAACUUUUAUUCACUGUUCAGCCCAUAAACUAAAUUUGGUACUUCAAGACGGAUGCAAAUCUAUUAAGGAAUGUCCAAUAUUUUUUGCUACUUUAUCUGGAAUCCCUAAUUUCUUUCAUCAGUCGGCCAAACGAACAGUGGUUGCAGACAACCUGAUUGGUAAACGAAUCCCGUCCUUUUGCGAAACCAGAUGGGCAUCCAGAUCCAAGAUUGUUUUGCUACUAACAAAUGAAUACCUCAACUUUAUCUCCGUGUUUGAAAAUAUUAUGAAUGAUCGAUCUUCAGGUAUGGUCUCUAUUAAUAGUGCUAAAGGAUUUCUAAAAUCUUUUUUAGAAUUUGAAUUUGUAUUUCUUUUAAAUGUGUUUAGCGAAAUUUUCUUAAAAACAGAUUUUCUUUAUGACAUUUUACAAAAAAAAACAUUUGAUGUUGUCCUAUGCAAAAAAUAUGUUGAUACAUGUAUUACGCAAUUAGGCGAAUUAAGGACGGAUGAUAUUUCUUAUAAUUUAAAAACAAAAUCAGCUAAUUUAGUUAAUAAUGCCAAACAAACCAUCAGUUUUUCAUCCACGGAGUUGAAAAAUGUACCGCCAUCAAACAUAAUAAAUUACGACGAAACAAAUUUAACUGACGAUCCGGGUAGAAAGUAA
Molecule: messenger RNA, 2295 nt
Organism: Anthonomus grandis grandis
Lineage: Eukaryota; Metazoa; Arthropoda; Insecta; Coleoptera; Curculionidae
Product: zinc finger MYM-type protein 1-like
Exons: 3
Coding region: 1096-2295 (399 amino acids)
Source: RefSeq, a predicted model, not a curated record